GAGCAACGAAACAAGGCUGUUGUUGCCAAGUAUUUCGAGGAAUACUGGGUUAAGGGAAAUGUGAGCGUGGUAGACGAGCUCUGCUCUGAUGACUUUAUCCAAAGCUAUCCCAACCACGGACCUCGUCACGGUAAAGAGGGAGCAAAGAAGAUGUUGUCAGAGUUUAUGGAGGCCUUCCCCGACUUGACAUUUCGAUCCUACCAGACCCCAUUGAUUGCCGAGGGCGAUUAUGUGGCGGCUCAAUGGAUUGGCGGUGGCACUCACACUGGCCGUGCUUUUGACGAUCUUGUUGUAGGCAAGCUCGACAAGGCCAACACUGGCAAGAAGAUUCACUUCUCUGGCAUGACCGUCUUUACACUUAAGGAUGGAAAGAUUGUUCGCGAGAUUGCCGAGGAAGGCGGAUUGACUGUUUUGCAACAACUUGGACUCGUUCCCCAGCCAAACCCUGGCAAGAAGAUUGUUUAC
This is a messenger RNA of Trichoderma virens Gv29-8, 465 nucleotides long. RefSeq lists its product as uncharacterized. NCBI's taxonomy places the organism in Eukaryota, Fungi, Ascomycota, Sordariomycetes, Hypocreales, Hypocreaceae. The transcript is spliced from 2 exons. The annotation marks the transcript as partial. The record is from RefSeq and is a predicted model, not a curated record. Gene Ontology annotation, biological process: polyketide metabolic process.